This is a messenger RNA of Marmota flaviventris (yellow-bellied marmot), 963 nucleotides long. The record is from RefSeq and is a predicted model, not a curated record. NCBI's taxonomy places the organism in Eukaryota, Metazoa, Chordata, Mammalia, Rodentia, Sciuridae.
AUGUCAACAGGAAACAGAACGUCUACCUCCGACUUUGUUCUCUUGGGGCUUCUGGUGAGCACGGAGGCCACGGGGAUUGUUUUCACGGUCAUCUUUGCCAUUUUUGUGGUGGCUGUCACUGCAAAUGUGGUCAUGAUAGUCUUGAUUCAGGUGGACUCCCGCCUCCACACCCCCAUGUACUUCCUGCUCAGCCAGCUGUCCAUCAUGGACACCCUUUUCAUCUGUACCACUGUCCCAAAGCUCCUAGUGGACAUGGUUUCUACAGAGAGGACCAUUUCCUUUGUGGCCUGUGGCAUCCAGAUCUUCCUGUACUUGACCAUGAUUGGUUCAGAGUUCUUCCUGCUGGGCCUCAUGGCCUAUGACCGUUAUGUGGCUGUCUGCAACCCUCUUAGGUACCCAGUUCUCAUGAACCGCAAGAUGUGUCUUCUGCUGGCUGCUGGUGCCUGGUUUGGGGGCUCACUUGAUGGCUUUCUGCUCACGCCCAUCACCAUGAAUGUCCCUUACUGUGGCUCCCACCAGAUCAACCAUUUUUUCUGUAAGAUCCCUGCAGUUCUCAAACUGGCCUGUGCUGACACGUCCUUGUAUGAGACCCUGAUGUACCUCUGCUGCGUCCUCAUGCUGCUCAUCCCCAUCUCUAUCAUCUCCACUUCCUAUGCGCUCAUCUUGCUCACCGUCCACCGCAUGCGCUCUGUUGAGGGCCGCAAAAAGGCCUUCACCACGUGUUCAUCCCACCUGACUGUGGUCAGCAUUUUCUAUGGGGCUGCCUUCUACCGUACGUACGUGCUGCCCCCGUCAUUCCACACACCUGAACAGGACAAGGUAGUGUCUGCCUUCUAUACCAUUGUCACACCCAUGCUUAACCCUCUCAUCUACAGUCUCAGAAACAAAGAUGUUAUGGGGGCAUUGGAGAGGGUGUUUGCCCGCUGUUCCCCUGCUCAGAAAGUAGCCACAGUUGAGGCGUAG